GAAUAGUUGAAUAACCAAUGGGAAGAUAAUUGCGAAGACGAGAAAACUUAAUCAUCCAAAUAUCAUCAAUCAAACUCCCAUAGAAAGAUAAUUACUAAUUAUACUUUUGCCUCGUUCGUUACUCUUAGUCAAUUAACCAGUUUAAUUGAAUAGAAUUACUUUGGGGUGAAGUGUUAGUGUAUCAUCACGAUGUCUUCAAGUUCAGGCUUCCUUUCAGCCUUGGAUUCCAUGAAAGUCAUGGCAGAAUCUAUUGGUAUUAACAAUCUCAGCGAUGACGCUUCACGUGUAUUGGCUGAAGAGGUUACUUUCCGUCUGAAAUUAAUUCUUCAAGAGGCAAAUAAAUUUCGCGGACAUUCAAAAAGAAAAAAGUUAAUUGGUCCUGAUAUCGACAAUGCUUUGAAGAUAAAAAAUAUCGAACCACUUUAUGGAUUUACGUCAAAUGAUCAUAUACCAUUCCGAUAUGCUUCUGGCGGUGGAAGAGAGCUCUUCUUUAUAGAUGAUAAAGAAGUUGAUCUAGGAGAGGUUAUUAGUUCUACAAUAUUACCAAAAUUGCCGCAAGAUUUGGCGUUGAAGGCUCAUUGGUUAAGCAUUGAUGGUAUACAACCGGCAAUACCAGAAAACCCACCGCCAGUUUCAAAAGAUAUCCAAAGGCAGGAAAGUAUUGAUCCGGCUUCUGCUUUGAAACAAAAUCCUGAGGAAUUGAAAACUGGUCAUAUUGAAUUGGAGAAGAGAAAGAAACAUGUCGAGAUGGUUAGGGUUAAACAAUAUGCAACCCAUGAAUUAAGUGUUGAACAACAAUUAUAUUAUAAAGAGAUUACCGAGGCUUGUGUUGGAAGUGAUGAAGGACGGAGGUCAGAGGCUCUUCAAAGUUUAACUUACGAUUCGGGUCUUCAUCAAAUGCUUCCAAGAUUGUGUACAUUUAUUUUAGAAGGAGUUAAAGUGAAUGUUGUUCAAAAUAAUCUUGCUCUUCUUAUUUACCUUAUGAGAAUGGUUAAAGCCCUUUUGGAUAAUCAAACACUUUACCUGGAAAAAUAUCUUCAUGAGCUCAUUCCAACAGUUAUCACCUGUAUAGUUUCAAAACAACUUUGCCUUCGACCAGAUUUAGAUAAUCAUUGGGCACUUAGAGAUUUUGCAUCAAGACUUUUAUCUCAAAUUUGCAAAAACUUUAACACCUCCACCAACAAUAUACAAACCAGAAUUACUCGUCUAUUGAGUCGUGCCUUGGAUAAUAUUCAACUUCCUCUCUCCUCUCAAUAUGGAGCUUUAUCAGGUCUCUGUGAACUUGGUCCAGAGGUUCAAAGAGCAUUCAUAUUGAAAAGAUUAAAGGUAAUCGGUGAAAGAAUCAGAACAAUAAUGGAAGGAGGUGGAAGUCCAGUUGAAAAAUCCGCUGCUGAACAUAUCAAAAAUCUAAUUCUUAGAGUUUUACCUGCAACCAUCAAGGCUUCGAGACCACCGCCCGACAUUUUGGAAGAUUAUCGAUCAGAAUUUGGUUUUCUAGGUUCUCAUCUGCAUUCAGCUGUUGUUCGAUCUCGUAAUGCCGCUAAUCCAGUCACUCCUCAAACAAGUAAUCAAAGUUUAGGAGCUUCUCAUGCCACUUUAAUAGCACAACCACCUCAUCCACCCGGACCGAGAAAUCCCGCUGCCAUAACAUCAAUUCCCAGAAACAUUCAAAUUCCUCGAGCAGGAUAUAAAGUUGUCAGACUGUUGGCACCGAACCAAAACACACCACAAGCCGUCCUUCGAAAUCCAACAAACAACAAUAAUAAUAUUCCAUAUAUUCAAUAAGAUUGAGGAAUCAUCAUCACCAUUAACCAACCAAAUCAUUGCUUUUUCUUCAUCUUUUCAUUAAUCAACUGAAUUUCAUCUCAUCUGUAAAUUGGUCUAAAAGAUACUUUUUUUUUCAAUGGCCAUCACAUCAUUAAAUCAUUAUCUCAAUAGAGGCUCAAUUUCACCAUUUCUCAAAUCAAAUUAUCAUUGUAAUAUUUUCACAACAUCUUAAAAAUGAAAUCAUUGCACCCGGAUUAAUGUUCAAUAGUCAAUAUAUUAGCCAUGUAUAUACAAAAUCUUAUACAAAAAAAAUUACAAAUACAAAAUUUUCACCAUA
Molecule: messenger RNA, 2104 nt
Organism: Panonychus citri (citrus red mite)
Lineage: Eukaryota; Metazoa; Arthropoda; Arachnida; Trombidiformes; Tetranychidae
Gene: Taf6
Product: transcription initiation factor TFIID subunit 6-like
Exons: 4
Coding region: 190-1785 (531 amino acids)
Biological process (GO): RNA polymerase II preinitiation complex assembly; transcription initiation at RNA polymerase II promoter
Cellular component (GO): SAGA complex; SLIK (SAGA-like) complex; transcription factor TFIID complex
Molecular function (GO): transcription coactivator activity; RNA polymerase II general transcription initiation factor activity; protein heterodimerization activity
Source: RefSeq, a predicted model, not a curated record